CGUACUCUGUCAAACGAUACGCCGCGAUGCUUCCAGACAAGCGCCAUCCCCUUCCUCGCCCCACACGCCGUCGUGUUGGCCGCGCCUCUCUUCAACCUUUUCUUGAGCAUUGGCGAGAGCCCUUCACAUGGUGCGGCGCUGGCAUCGUUGUUGGCGACCUCUGCGCGGUCGGAUCUGCAAAGGUUGCAGCUAGCGCGCCUACAGUACGUCAACAUGGUGCGGCAUCUCUUUUUGCAGAUCCCCAACUUGCUACGCCGCCGGCCGCCGCAUCGGAACUCCUUGCACCGCUUGCCUUUCUUCUCCCAUUCAACCGGCAAGCGUUCCCUGGCUCAAUAACGCAACUGGGGGAUGUCUGUCGCUAUCUCCAUAUAGGAAACGACAGGUGCGACAGAUUUAGAUUUUCAGGUGAUGCGUGGUCGGGAUCGCCGGAUCAAUCAAAAUAAGUGUGAAAUUUGAGAGGCCGUGGAACUUCCAGAUCGAGUAGUAUCCAUCCAGAUCGAUAUCCCAGAAGACCAAGCCUGGCCAUGAAACGCAUGCUACCCCGAUCUCUUCUUCACCUUUUCUUAUCCGCAGGUACCAACAAAAAAAGUGACCCUUUUGACGACGUAUUGCGUGGGCAAGGCAUGACAGUGCGACAAGAGAGAAACUAACAAAGAGCUCUGUUCGUUCUGCUGAUUGCUUAUGAUUCGGUAAUUACCUCUACACCAUGUCCUUUUCGAUCGAUAAUGAACAAAGUAUAUAUAGGUGCACGAACGUGCUAGAUCCUAGAUUACUUUUAGCUAGGUCCCAAGCAGCCGAAAAUGUGUGCAUGCUUUCAGAUAAGCAAUGUCUCUGUCUAUUGCACGAUUUUUUCGGGCUUGUUGAAUCGCCCCCGCCCCUAAAAAUAAUUAUAAGGAAAUGAAGCCUGACAUUCUUGCUCAGACUCGCAGUGGCGGUAGCUGGGAGAGCUUGGGACUGGCCAGACACGACCAACUCACCACUGUAAUAAGACGACUUUUAUACAUAGCUGACAGUACGCAACCUCAGUUCAGGCGCAAGGUUAGUCUGAUGAUCUGCCUUCAUUUUGAAUCUCGAUUUUGCUGCUUCAUGCAUGUAUCAUUUGCGUCAUCGAUCAUGUGCUUUUUUUCUAAGAUCUGUCAUUCGUUUUGCACGCACAUCAUUUUCCUUUGAGUUACCUUUACAAAGAUGACGGACUUCAGCAAGCGUCUGCAUAUGCAAUUCCUUUUCUUGCCUAUCCAUCGAUUUACUCAUAGAUUUUAUUUUCUUCUUAGCUCGAUCAAAUACUUACAUGUUCGUUUUUUGUUUCUAGCCAUUGGGUUGGAAUUAGAUGAUGGAUCGCACAUAACAUACAUAGCACUCUUUUUUAGCAUACCACCUCAUGCUUAACGCAUUUCUUAUAUAUAUACACAGGUUAACUUUCCAGGUAACUCAAACCGACACAGCUUAAGAUAAAGUUGGCCUCCAUAUUAAUUGCUACUUACAUAUUAUCAUCAUCUUUUUCCCCAAAAAAUCUUACUAGAAUACUAAGACCAUUUUUACACAGCAACCACAUAAAGUUGGACCCAACAUCAACAAUGAUUUUACAAACUCUCUUGAAUCACCUCCAAAAGGUUCUUAUUAUACAUCUCCAAUAGAAUUAUCUAAAAUUAAAAUUAUGUUCGUUUCUUACAGGUUGAAACAACAACUUUUGAAGACUGGCCAUGAAUAUCUAGAUAGUACUACACCAUCUACAUAGUUUGUAAUCAAUAUAAUUUGCAUAUUAUUCUUCGCACACCUUUAUAACCAUAGCACAACAGGACAAUAGCUCAUCGACUCUUUAACAACAACUGAUGUUCACCUUUUUCUGCACAGGUAAUUGUUUUGCAUGUCUAUGACGAGCAUCGUCACUUUUGGACCACGAAUCUUUUUUGUGUACUGAAACCUUUUCAGUUCUUUAUAUGUUUAAGCUAUCUCUGGCUCUUGAAUUACCCUAGAAUCUGGUUAACCUUGUCUUUGCUCUUAUAUACUUAUUUACUCUCUAAUAUACAUAUAA
Messenger RNA from Zea mays, 2032 nucleotides. RefSeq lists its product as uncharacterized. The transcript is spliced from 2 exons. Bases 27 to 443 code for a protein of 138 amino acids. The record is from RefSeq and is marked predicted. Lineage: Eukaryota; Viridiplantae; Streptophyta; Magnoliopsida; Poales; Poaceae.